Aspergillus alliaceus is the source of this 315-nucleotide messenger RNA. RefSeq lists its product as uncharacterized. NCBI's taxonomy places the organism in Eukaryota, Fungi, Ascomycota, Eurotiomycetes, Eurotiales, Aspergillaceae. Bases 1 to 315 code for a protein of 104 amino acids. The transcript is spliced from 2 exons. The record is from RefSeq and is a predicted model, not a curated record.
AUGGUCGUCCCUCACAUCAAAGAUGUGUUUGUUGCUGGCACUGUUGUCGGUACCACCUACGACGAAUUAAUUAAGAGCAUCACCCUCAGCAACACCACGUUCUUCAGCCAAUUGCCCAAGCUUUUUAAGCAGAUCCCCGCUGCCAAUAUCUCCGCCAUCCAGCUGGACUGGCAACCCAUUGGCGCCGACUGCAUGCAGGCCUCUGAAGCCAAGGGCGGCAAUGCUCUCGGACUUGACUCGUCCAAGAUCUACCUCUGCUACGCCGAGGUGGUCAAGUGGAUCGGUUCCACGUACGGCGACAUCGUCGCUCUAUAG